CUGCAGAGAAACUUGACUCGUGUGACAGACAGUAAAGGAAGCAGGGCAAGGGCAAACACUAAUGAAAACAAGAAAAUCCGCCGUGUACUGUUCCUGUAAAAAAGUAGAGUGACAUAGGAAGAAACUCUAACCAACUUCAUACUCCCUUAUCAUAAAUUUCAACAGUAAGAAAGAAAGACUAAAAAUACAUUGAUUUACUCCCCCACGAGGAUUACAUUGUCUUACGGGAAGUUCUUUUGAAUCAGGCAAGAAAAUAUAUUGAAGAAAAGAAGUAUUACCUUACGAAAUUUAAAAAGAAAUGAGAAAUAGAGUUAAAGAAAGGGAAAUAAGUUGAAUCACGUCACUAUUGCCAAGGCAGAGUCUUUACUUGGCCUUAACGACUCGACACAAAACAGACAGACCGUGGAGAGGUGCGGCGCCGAUGUGGUAGUGACGUGAUGGUGUGCGUGGCUUUGGCUGUGAAGGAGAAAUAAUAGAGAAAAAAAAUAUACACAACAUUGACUUAGACAUAUAUUCAAAGAGUAACCUGUAUGAGCGUCAACACCAAGGAAUCUAAACGGCAAAAUAGUAAAGAAAAACAAGUAAAUAAAGAAAUGAAAACGACAUAAUCUUUGGAAAGCAAGAAAAAGUAGAAUCAGACACAUACGAGUGAAAAAAAAAUCAUAAAGGGGUCCGUUGUAAAAGCUUAAACUUAUCAGACAGAACCUUGAAUAUAAUUAAGACCCAGACCGCCGAGUAGCCCGUCAUGAGGGGGCCGCCGACACCAGACCCUCGCGCCGCAGCCCCUUAGUAUGGAAACAUGCCGGCUCCUCUACCGCCCCCGCAGCCGCCACCACUCCUGAAUCUGGGACACGGCUUCGAGCGGCGGUGGUCCGUGGUUCGUCGCUUCCCGGGCCACCAUGACCAACCCGGAGGACCCCAUUGCUCUCACCCCCGUCAUCGAGGACAUGGACCUAGUUUCGUGGCAGGAGGACGACGAAGACGAGGAAGAGGACGAAGAGGAGGACGAGCUGGUGACGGAAUUAUCAGAUAUGGCCGAGGAUCUCUUGGAUUACACGGUAGACAGCCUCAUCGAAAUCUCCAAUGCGCUGGUCGGCCUCAUCGCUCCGCCGCCCCAAGAAAAGCCGUGCAUAUGUACCAAAAUGGACAAAGAUGGAACGCUGGACAUCAGCUUUGAUGAAUGGAGAGACUACCUCUUGUUCCACCCAUCCGCCAACCUGCACGACAUCAUCCAGUACUGGAGACAUGCUACAAACUUGGACGUUGGUGAGGACCUGUCAGUACCUGAUGACUUCUCCCUGGAGGAGUGGCUGUCAGGGAAGUGGUGGAGACACCUGGUGGCAGGCGGUGUGGCCGGCAUGGUGUCCAGAACCUGCACGGCACCUCUGGACCGGCUCAAAGUCUACCUCCAGGUUCACGGUAGCAAGCACUCCCGUCUGUCUUCCUGCUUCAAGUACCUCCUGAAGGAAGGAGGCAUCAGGUCACUGUGGCGAGGCAACGGCAUCAACGUCCUCAAGAUUGCGCCGGAGUCUGCCAUCAAGUUUACAGCAUACGAGCAGGGCAAGCGCCUGGUCCUGCAGUUUGGCGGCAGCAGGGAGCGAGAGCUGUCCAUCGUGGAGCGCUUUGUGGCGGGAUCAUUUGCCGGAGGAAUCUCCCAGUCUGUAAUCUAUCCCCUUGAGGUUCUCAAAACAAGACUAACCCUAAGAAAAACCGGCCAGUACAAGAACGUUGCCGACGCUGCCAGGAAGAUCUAUAAGAAUGAAGGUUUGAGGUCCUUCUACCGAGGCUACGUCCCCAACCUGCUGGGCAUCAUACCCUACGCCGGCAUUGACCUCGCCGUGUACGAGACGCUGAAGAAGACCUACAUGGAGCACCACACAGAGGACGUCUACCCCUCGGUAUUCGUCAUCACUGGCUGUGGCGCCAUGUCCUCCUCCUGUGGCCAGAUCGCCUCCUACCCCCUUGCCCUGGUGCGGACACGGCUACAGGCUCAAGUCAUUACCCCGGGGGUGGCUCACACGGCCCCGGUCACAAUGGUGGGGCUCUUCAAACACAUCUUUGCCACGGAGGGCAUCGUGGGCCUGUACCGCGGCAUCACGCCAAACUUCAUGAAGGUUGCGCCGGCCGUCAGCAUCUCCUACGUGGUUUAUGAGAAGUGCAGGCAAGCCUUAGGGGUGUCCAUGACAUAAGGUAAACAAGUUCUACUCAUGUGUUGUUGCCAUGUUGAUGUUUUUUUUAUUUAUUGCCCGUUCAUUCAUAGCCAUGUUAACAAACGGAGCUCUGUUCAGUUUUUCAUUGAUAAAGCGGGAAAACCUUUGUUGUGAGGGAGCAGGGGAAGGAUUCGCUGCCUGUCAGCCAAUGAUCUACAUGCAUUUAUGGAGACUUCCUGGGAAAGGUUCACACCAUGUAUUGUGAUUACACUCUUUGUUCCAGUACAAUAGAAUUCCUCUUCUGCUACAGACAGAAAAUUUAACAUUUGUAUUAAUUGUUAAGGCCUUUUAUGAAAUUAUGCAAUAUUUGUAGGAUAAAAAAUUCAUGUCAUAAUGAUGCACUACUAUACUAACAUUACUAUGGUGCAAUAUCAUACCUAUAGAUACCUCCCCUUGAAUGGAUGGCGUACCCCUGGGAGCAUUAUUCUGCGGGCCACGCUGGGGGCCUGUGGAGGGAGGCGGGUAACUGUUCUGCCUCUGGAGGACCCCAGUGUGCCAGGCAGUGUGUCCCAGAGUAUGGCAGUACAGUUGUCCAUCAAAUAGCACGGUUUCCAAUAGUUCGGUUUCAGUUUUAUAUGGAUUGUCAUGGAAGAUCUUUUACGAUUUUUUAAUUUCUUGCUCGUUGGGAAAUUUAAAAAUCCUAAAAAAUCUUCUUAGAAAAUCCACAUAAGACCAAAAGCGAACUAUUGGAAACCGUACUAUUUGAGGGACAACUUUAUAUGCAAUGAUGUAGUUGUGUGCUUACUGUGUCUGGUAAAGUGCAUGCAGACUGUGACAGGUGAAUGAGUGUUUCCUCUUUGCCAUGUGAUAAUUAUCUUUACUCAAGUCCAUACAUAUUAGUGUAGCAGAGUACAUAAUCAUCUCAGUGUCUGUGUGAGGUGGCCUCCCCCUCGCGCCGGCCGGGAGCCAUAUUUGUAGCAGCAGCGUUAGGCCACACACACACACCAGCAUCCUCAUAGAGUUGUCCUAUUUAUUCACUACUCUCAGUUCCAUGCACACUCUUGAGUGGCCUCAGUGUAGUAACUCUUCAUUUUGUCAGCUUCAUAUUGACUCAUUCAUUUCAUAGCAUUAUAUAAUAAUAAAUGAGUUCACAUAGUAGCACUGUAUGCCGGAGUAGAGCUUUUAUAUUACCACAUAUAUACGGUACCCCUUAAUUCUUAGUAGGGCGAGGCAGACAAGUUUUAGGCGCCCCUCGUGCUGUAACACACGGCAACGCUGCCCCAGUGAUGCGAGGCUGUUCAGUUUAUUUCCUUAUUUGCAACAUCCAGAAAAUAUUUGUAAUCCUAAGUAGUAGCAAUGUUUUCCGUGCUCAAGCGUAAUCGUGUCGUCCCAUUCUCCUGACUUGCACUUUUUACCGUUCUGUCUCCGUGUGUGUGUGUGGUGUUGGCAGCAUUACUUCCACUCUUUGCCAUAAUAAUAUGUCCUUAACUUAAGAUUGAAAGUCUCUUUUUUUAUGGAAUAUUAUCAUCUUUAUGCAUCAUCCUAUUCUCUACUGAACUAAGUAGCUCUAGAGUUCUUAUAGUGAGAACGGUGCCUGUUGUAGGAGACUUUUAUUUUGGUUGUCACACACACUAGGAAACUGUCAUGUGAGCAUUUUGCACCAUUACAUCGCUUUGUAUGUGUGUGUGUGUGUGUGUGUGCUGACAGGUACACUUGCAUAAGCACUUCAGUCACUGCCAGUCAGCCUGCCCCCCUAAGUCUCAACUCCCCCCCUUUCACCUCCUCUCCUCUCCUCUUCAUCCCUCACCUCUCUCUUCAUAUGAGGGUAUCUUCAUGGUGUGGGUUGUCUUUUCUACAUGAAAUAACCAAAAUAACCCAAGCCAAUCAGCGCUGACCUGGGGGAUGAGUUGCCUGGCAGUGACUGUAGCCUUGAGUGUGUGUUGUUCCUGCCUGUGUUGUCCAGUGGCUGCUUCAGUGCAUCAGAACAAAGGCUCCUGCAUCCAUUCAGCCAUUCCAAAGAGAAGAUAGGGAGGUUCUUGGGGCCUCAAGAGCAGGUCUUUCCCUGGUAUGUCCUAACUUUUCUAGCUGGACUGGAAGAGGUUUGAAGCACUAGGCUUGAUCUGUUCUGUAUCCUUGUAGGAAGUUGUUAGCUUUCAUUUGCAGUUUUUUUAUGAGCUGAGUAUUAUCACAGUAGUUUUGUGGGCAACCUUUUUCUUAGCACGCUGCCUGUAAUAAAGGUUUAAAGUUGAAAGUUUUUAUCUUGAGUCUAAGUCUUUGUAUCUUGCAAUUUAUUAGUUUUUGAGAUUAGAUUAUCAGGGUUGAUGAGGCCCAGCAGAUGCAGGGGCAUAGGCGAUUCUUUGAGGCAGUUCUGCAUAACCUUCAAACUCCACACACGGCUGUUAGCUCGCUUCACGUCCAAGAGUGCCCAACAGCUGAUCAUCCUUAUGUCAGAGAAGACUGAGGCUUGUUGGUAUGAGACUAUAAAGUUAUCCAUGCGUGUGUAUAUGUGUGUGUGAGUUUGAGUGUGAGUGUAUACAUGCAUGAGUGUGUGCUUGCGCGCUUUAUAGUCAAAAGCACAAGAUUCUCGGUCCAAAGUAGACAUGUUUAUGUUGGCAUUUGCCAUUUGGGUUCUGGUCCCCUUAGGGUUUUAGUUUACAUGCAUGACUAUGUUAUCAAAACAACUAUAUCCUUGCACCCAAGAGUUAUGCUAUGGACUUUACAUGUUGAUGGAAAAUGAUGAACACCAUUGUUGCUCGUAGUCAGAAUUACAACAAAGAAGAGCUUAGUGUAGGUAGUCAUUAGUUUUCUAUUACCAUUGUAGACUGUAUUACCUUUGGAUAGGGAACUACUACAUCCAGUGUCCCAUCCUUCCCUUUCUUUCUCCUCCUCCUAAAAUGAGAUUAUUAACAGAGCAUCUGGUGGGUAGUAAUGGGUCAGGAAUAAGCUGAACAGGAAGGUGGCAGAUCUUUCCAAGUAUUGUUAUGGUAGUCACGUGUAGGUCUUCAGCUGUGAUAUGUCGUAAUGUCCCAACAGUUGAACAGGAAAGUACAUUCAGGAAAGGAAGGUUCUAAGUGCUUGCGAAUGACAUGAGAAUAUUAUUUUUCAGGUUAUUACAAUCGUUAGUGUGGAUGCAUCUGUUGUGUUGUGAGGAUGCAUGUUUGUGUGUGGGUGGGUGUCAACUGUCCUGGAACCAUUCACUGUUGGGUUUGUCCUUUCUUCUAUGAUUUUGCUUGUGUUUUCUAUUCAUCAUAUGGACAGUGUAUAAUUUUUCUUACAUGUAUUGUGUUUUGUUAUAUGUUCUCCAGGCUUGGCUAAUCAGGAGAAAUAUGACCAGUUGAAUGCUUAAACGAUUCUUCCCACCACCUUGUUAUUUUAUAUGGCUCUUGACAGGAGAACAACAUUACUAUUGGACAGUUCUUUUUGAGAUAAGAAAGGGAAGCUGAACACUACAAUAUCUUACAUUAAAAAUGGAGAAAAGAGAAUAAAGAAAAAUACAGUAGUAAUACAAACACAUCAUUAUUUGGAGCUGCCCAAGGCUAUGACAUAUUCAGUUGAGGAAUAGAUUGAAGCCCCUUGGAAAUCAGAGUCCAUAUAAAGGUCAAGGCCCUAAACUUUCUGAUCUUUGAAAGUUGGAAAAAAUUGAUGAGUAUAGUCUGGUGUGCAUCCCCUCCCCCCUUCCUUCUGUUUGUGUGUAAUGAGUGUGUGCGUGUGUGCUUGUGUGAGUAGCUAAUGAUAACACUGAACUAAUGCUUGCUAAGUUCAUGGACCUCACUUUUAAUCAGGAUGUUUUGGUAAUUGGCAUCAUUCUCUCAGACCACAGGUAAUAACAUUUUUCACCGGCCUGCACCAUACAGAUUUUUUAUACAUAUAUUUGUAUUCAUUCAGUUAUGUGUCAUGUGAAGGAACUGAAACAUGUUAUUUAGAGCCAACAUUUUUCUUUCUGUUACGAUCAUAUUAGAAGGUUGUACAGUGUGAGAAUGUGAUCUUCUUGGAUGUACGAAAUUAAACAAGGCCUUUGCACUUGUAUGCUUUCGUUUUAAUAACAUGGAUUAGGCCAACUCUGACCUCACAGUAAAUGUACACCAUAAAACAAUGAUAUACAGAAGCACUUGAUGAAAGGCUCCAAGUGAUGGUUGGAAGGAAAGACAACACAUAUUAAUGGUGUAAUGGUGAUGCUGUUGAGUCUUGUAUUUGAUGAGCCUGGGAGGUCAUGUGUAGUCUUGAGCGCUUGUGUUGCCAUCUUUUUGUGUGUGUCUGUGAAGGUGCCCACCACAGCCCUUAAAAAAUGAUGCCCUGGAAGAUUUAUUUGUUAGCUGUGCAUGUAUCCAUUGUAUUUUCAUUGUAUGUUUUCCUUCAACAACUGUACUGUAUUUCUUUUAUUGACUGAGAAUAUUUAGAUUUUAUUGUUUGUGGAAGUAAGCACUUUGCAGAAUAUCAGUGUCAAAUAAAACUCAGAAGUGACUUAAGUUGUUAUGACUGGUAUAGGAAUGAAUAAUGUUGAAGUUUAUUUUUCUUAUUCAAAAUGAGGCAUGAAUUUGUUGACCUACAUGCAGUGGGUAUUGAAGUUUCACAUCACAAAUGAUUAAUGUUUCACCCCAAUUGUGGUGACACCAAAAUGUUUGUUAUGUUUGAGCUGGUGCCAGCCUUCAUGAGUAUAGUGUUGGCCAUUCCUGUGACCUCAGACUGCUGCCCUGAAGAGCAGGCAGGAAAACAGGAAGCACCAGGAGACCAGGAAGAGAAAAAUACCCCUAUAAGUGAUCCAAACCACUGUUGGCACAGCAAAGAAGAACACAAGAUUAAUAAUUCACAACAUCAUUGCCGCUCCUGUAGUACCAAAUGCUGUGAAACAUAAAUACUCACUGUACUUAGUUGUCAGUUCUAAAUGGAUAAAAAAAAAUUAAGAUUUGAAUGUAAUGAGAAUUGUCCGAGUCAAGUGUUGUGAGCGGCCAACAGUUUAGGAAUGGCAGGUUAUCUUAGUGUGCAGACUGCAGCAGCGGCAGCAGGACACUACGUAACUUAAUGAGGGUUUAUACAGUAUUUAUGUGUGUGUAUAUAUAUACAUAUAUUAUUUUUAUGACUUUCAAGUGAUGUUGCAGAUUCUAUUAAAAUACAAUAAAAUUUCCCAUCA
Eriocheir sinensis (Chinese mitten crab) is the source of this 7278-nucleotide messenger RNA. RefSeq names its product calcium-binding mitochondrial carrier protein SCaMC-3-like (gene SCaMC). The coding region runs from base 900 to 2189 and encodes 429 amino acids. NCBI's taxonomy places the organism in Eukaryota, Metazoa, Arthropoda, Malacostraca, Decapoda, Varunidae. The transcript has 6 exons. Gene Ontology annotation, biological process: transmembrane transport. Gene Ontology annotation, molecular function: calcium ion binding; ATP transmembrane transporter activity. The record is from RefSeq and is a predicted model, not a curated record.